GAAGCGAGAGAUCAGUCUGGAAUUGCAGUGCUAAAAGCGUGAUUCGAGAAAUCAAAUCAGCAAGCCGGCGAGUCCAUCAUCUCUUCUGACCAGGCUCUCGUCUGCAUCGACCUGCCAUCUAAUUUCCUUUCCCUCUUGUCACCCUGGCACUUUUCUCUUCACGGGUUUCUCAGCUGUGCUGAACUGAUUCCAGUCCCCGUUCAAUCUCGUUCGUUUGCUACUACCGUGAAGCCACCAUGCAGGCUGCACAGUCUUCCAGCAGUGUCAACAGCACUCAAUCCACCAGCUCAACACCCAAAGAGAAACCCGCGGAUUACGUCUAUUUUGAACGUACCACUGCUGGCUUUUCUGACGAUGCCGUACCCCGGGCUAAAGCGGCGCAGCUCAAAUUGGAACAUUAUUACAAGGUUGCUGUAGAUGCUGCUAUUGAACGCAAUACACGGUAUGCUUUGACUGUUCUGUGCUGGCAUCGAUGGAAUGUGAACUCGAUUUCGACGUAUACGAUUUCUUUUUGUAGACGUGUAGAGUUGGAGAGGAAGUUGGCCGCUGAUACCACGAUGUCGGAUGAACGGAAACAACGCCAGUUGACGCAGCUUGGAAAGCGGGAAUCAGCAUUCCUACGGUUACGGAGGACGAAACUUGGCUUGGAUGAUUUCCGGACUGUAAAGGUCAUCGGAAAGGGUGCUUUCGGUGAGGUUCGGGUAGUGCAGAAGACGGAUACGGGAAAGAUUUACGCGAUGAAGACUCUGAAGAAGGAAGAGAUGUUGAAGAAGGACCAGCUUGCACACGUCCGCGCAGAGCGCGACGUCUUGGCAGAGUCCAACUCACCAUGGGUCGUACAACUCUACUACUCCUUCCAAGAUCCAUCAUACCUGUAUCUCAUCAUGGAAUUCUUGCCUGGCGGCGAUCUCAUGACAAUGUUGAUCAAGUAUGAUACCUUUUCCGAGGACGUGACCAGGUUCUACAUUGCAGAAUGUGUAUUGGCGAUCGAGGCUGUUCACAAACUGGGAUUCAUUCAUCGUGAUAUCAAACCGGAUAAUAUCCUUAUUGACAAGGAGGGUCACAUCAAACUUUCCGAUUUCGGCCUUUCAACUGGUUUCCAUAAACAACAUGACUCAAGUUAUUACCAACGGCUGCUUGAUUCUGCUAAUGGUGUUGCGUCACCAACGACUGCUGCACGCAACAGCGUCAUGGUCAAUGCGAUCCAUCUAACCAUGUCCAACAAGGAUCAAAUCGCAACAUGGAAGGCUAACCGUAGAAAACUCGCGUACUCCACUGUCGGUACACCUGACUACAUUGCACCAGAGAUCUUCUUACAGAAAGGUUACGGCAACGAGUGUGAUUGGUGGUCACUCGGCGCGAUCAUGUUCGAAUGUCUUGUCGGCUACCCACCAUUCUGCUCCGAAUCCACACACGAAACUUACCAGAAGAUCAUUCAUUGGCAGAACUACCUCAUGUUCCCGGAUGACGUUCACCUCAGCCACGAGGCCGAAGAUUUGAUUCGCCGACUCAUCACUUCGCCCGACCGACGCAUGGGCGUGGACCAGAUCAAGCACCAUCCCUUCUUCUAUGGCGUGAACUGGACCAUGAUCCGGAAUAUCGAAGCACCUUUCGUUCCCCGUCUACGAUCUAUCACGGAUACGUCUUAUUUCCCUACGGAGGAGCUCGAGCAGGUCCCCGAAGAGCCUUCUGCCGGGGAUGCGAGUGGUGCCAACAAGGAUCUGGCAUUCUUGGGAUACACGUUCAAACGAUUCAGCAUCUCUUCGCAAGCGUUCUGAUCACUUUUCUUUGCUUUCGAGACGGAAUGUUCUGUAACAUACGCAGGAUCUGGAUUCACUUUGGGCUUUUUCUCUGUACCUAAUAUACUUGGCUUUAAACUAAAUUCGGAACGCGUGGAACAGAUCGACCAGGACGUUCUUGCUUUGAAACCCAAACAAUUGCAAUACAAUAACACUACGAUGAUACGGAUCAGAAUACAUGCUGUGUACAUACACGUUUAAGAUACGAAUAAGAUAGAGGAGGUACGAGUGCAUGUAUGUCUACGUACUUGCAUGACGAAGCUGGGGAAAAGGAAGACCAAAGGAAGACUCUACAAUACUGUGAGGAUGUGCCGAAAAUAGAAUACAAUGAUAACA
Molecule: messenger RNA, 2135 nt
Organism: Somion occarium
Lineage: Eukaryota; Fungi; Basidiomycota; Agaricomycetes; Polyporales; Cerrenaceae
Source: the annotation of a GenBank genome assembly